Molecule: messenger RNA, 2093 nt
Organism: Cheilinus undulatus (humphead wrasse)
Lineage: Eukaryota; Metazoa; Chordata; Actinopteri; Labriformes; Labridae
Gene: cep15
Product: chromosome 3 C3orf14 homolog
Exons: 6
Coding region: 424-762 (112 amino acids)
Source: RefSeq, a predicted model, not a curated record
GUUCAACAGGGCUUAGUAGGCUGACAGAAGUGAACAUGCCAACAUCGUGUGCCGCGUAUGGAUGUUCGCACAGGCGAACUCUUGAAAAUCGACAACGCGGGAUUACCUUUCACAGGAGCCAAAUAAAGCGAGGUCAACAAGAGCAGCAAAACAAGCUGGAGAGGCUGUUUAUGAUCCCGGACCGGGUUCUGUUAUUCCCAAACCUGUGAGCUCAUCAACCUUUGUUUUGCUGGAGCAUGCAUUAGAAGCCUUAAAUGAACGAGGUAUCAAAGUGCUCUGUGUGGCAAUGGACGGACAUACAACAAAUAUCAGCAUGUGCACUAUGCUUGGGUGCCAGCUAAAGCUGCAGUCUUCAGAGUCUUUGAAAACACAUUUUGCCCACCCUUCAACAGUCUGACAAGGAGAGCGGAGCUGCAGGAGCAGAUGGAGAGUCGCAGAGAGCAGAUGAGGAACCAGAAGAAGAAGCAGGCAGAGGAGUCUGACGCUGCUCUAGAAAGGAACGCUGAGCUGCUCCAGGAUUUACAGAAGAUAGAGGAUCGUCUCAGAGGAAGGCAGCUGCCACGCCCUGAUGUCCUCGCUCUUGAGACCAGAUACUGGACGUCCGUAGAGGAGUCAAUCCCAGCCUGGGAGAACUUCCUGCUUGGAAAAGGCCCCCACCCUACUGAUGGUCUAGAGCAGCCACCCAGGAGGGCAAAACAGAAACCCAGCACAGCUACAGACAGAGGCCUGCCUCCUCGUCCCAAACCCAGGACUGGUCGAUAGGUGAGGGGUGAUGGUGGUUGUGGUGUACAAUUUUCAUUAGAGAAGAAGAGACUCAAUUUGCCACGUGUGGCUGAGGAUCAUAUACCAGAGUACACAGCCUUAAUGUUGAGUUAAGGCUUUGAUGAACAGACCUCAAGUGCUACUGGACCAUUUCCAUUCUGGACUUCAUAUUUUAUGUUUGUAUUGCUAUUUUUAAACCACCAGAGGGUGCCAGUGUCAUAUGUAUAGUGUAUAGUGAAGCGUUUGUGUCCCACAUGCAUCAGUACCACUGAAAGUUCCAGAGUUCAACAACGGGCACUAACCUUGUCAUCUUUUUACACAUUGAGGACUCAAAUUGUGCCCUGGGCAUCACACCCAAGUCACUGUUUUAUCUGAUAAUUCUUCAUUUACGUAGUAAUAAAAAAGUUAAUGAGAGCAGGCUCAAAGGUCUGAAACCAAGCUACCUGUAAAGGACCGUUUUUAACCCUAUAUUCAAUUUUUUUGCUAUUCUUUGGUUCAAAUAAUACGUUUUUUUUGUUGAAUAACACAACGAAAACUAAAACCUUAAAUCUAUAUCAUUAUCUUUAAGGUGUGCAAUAAUUCUUUAAAUCUGGAUUUUGUCCACCACUGAUUUCUUCUAAAGGCCCUGCAAAGCACCAGGAAUGUAAUCAAAUACAGUCAGGGAAAAGGCCAAAAGGAUAUUAACUUCUGUCACAGGAAUAAUUCAGCUGUGGGAAGUAUUAGUGGUUUAUGUAGAAGAGGCAUGUGCCACAUGUACAUAAAAAAACAAGUUUCAGUACUCUUUAAACCAGCAACAAAGCACGACACCGAAGGGAUUAAAAUAUCCACGACUUCAAAACUUUUACACUUGAGAAAUUUUGCAUUUUAUGGUAAACAGCAAAUGCUUUUUUGUUAGAUAUUUUAUGGGAAUUUGAAAUUUCUUUAUGAAAUUUUUUUAUUUUUUUAUUGUGUUUGGAGGACUUGAAUCUACAGUGGACCAUUACUGUGACAGCACUCGGUUUAUGUAUAUUGUACAUAUUGUAUAUAUUGUAUGUAUUUGUUGUGAAUUAUGUUCACAGAUUUCUGAAUGGAAUAGAUGGCUAGACAUGAGUGCUGUCACUAGGGGUGUGAAUCUCUCCUUCUCAAGACGAGUCGACUCAAAUCUCGAUUCACAGACUACGAUUCGAUUCACUGACGAUUCAUUAAAAUACAGAACGAUUCAGUGUGAUCCGAUUCGGUUCAGUCUGAUUUGAUCCGGUACAAUCUGAUUAUUGAAUUAAAAUAGCUUUUUGCCUUAACAGAAAUGUGCAGAAGAAGGGAAAACAAGAUAAUUUCAUACUAAUCCAACUUUA